Molecule: messenger RNA, 387 nt
Organism: Naegleria gruberi
Lineage: Eukaryota; Heterolobosea; Eutetramitea; Acrasida; Naegleriidae
Exons: 1
Coding region: 1-387 (128 amino acids)
Molecular function (GO): protein binding
Source: RefSeq, a predicted model, not a curated record
AUGGGACAAAGUCAAAACCAAUCUUUGUCUUCCUUAGACAACAAGAGCAAGAACAUCAAUACACUUCCACAGCCGCAACAUGAUGAGGGAAGUAGUAUUGUUGAUUUGAGUAGUGUAGCACAACUUCCGGAUGAAGUUUUGGAGCAAGUGCUAUUCUUUCUGGACCAUAAAUCAUUGAUGCGAUUGAGGGUAUCAUGUAAAUCAUUUUCUGAAAAGAUUGUCUAUAGGAAAAUUAUCGAUACAAACAAGAUAUUGAAGCCAACACAUGAUAAUCAGGAUGAUUUGUACCAUUAUGAGUCUUUACAGAUAUCUGAUAUGGCUAAUGUGAUUGGAUUUCAUGUUAGUGUUUUGUCUCAUGAUCAGGGAUGGGCAUCUGUAAGUAUUUGA